CAAUAAGUCAAUAACACACAUAGAAGAAAAAGAUAAAAUGUCCCCUAAUUCUGAGGGAGAUGAAAUCUGAUGAAUUUAUUACAAUUUCUGCGAUCUGCAUAUUCGUUCUAGUCCACUUCUCACGAAACAGGCCAAUGGUCACUGUCGCACUAUAAAACCCAUCAAAACCAUGAAAGAAUCAAAUGGAAUGAUGCUCAUGCUCCACACCACCCAAAACAACACAUAAGCAUUAGUCACUGUUCGUUCUCUCUUCACUCCCUUUCCCUUUUCAAUGUCGGACAACAACGCCAUCACCUCCCCGCUACUCUCCUCCGAUCACCUAAUCAUCACCGUCGAAUCCGACUCCGCUCCCCCCGCCGCCUCCUCACCGAAUCCCUUCCGCGCGGUGGGAUGCGAUGCGGAAGAGUUGACCGUGCCGCCGGCAAUCACGGUGGACCCGUUCCGCAACGACAAGGCCAGGAUUAAGGGAGUAUACGAUUGGGUCAGGACACUGGUCUGCGUGCCGCUCAUGCUGGCGCGGUUGGUGCUGUUCGGACUGUGCCUUGCGGUGGGGUUUGUGGCGACCAAGUUGGCGCUCUAUGGAUGGAAGGAUAAGGAGAAUCCCAUGCCUGUGUGGAGGUGUAGAGUCAUGUGGGUCACUCGAAUUUGCGCUAGAUGCAUCCUCUUCGCUUUUGGCUAUCAGUGGAUAAAACGGAAGGGAAGACCUGCACCGAGGGGAAUUGCUCCAAUAAUUGUAUCGAAUCAUGUUUCGUAUAUUGAGCCUAUCUUCUAUUUCUAUGAACUAUUUGCCACCAUUGUGGCAUCUGAGUCUCAUGACUCCUUACCUUUUGUUGGCACCAUUAUUAGAGCAAUGCAGGUCGUAUAUGUUAACAGGUUCUCACCAUCAUCAAGGAAGAAAGCUAUAAGAGAAAUAAAGAGAAGGGCUUCUUGCGAUAGAUUUCCUCGAGUGCUAUUAUUUCCUGAGGGAACCACGACUAAUGGUAGGAACCUCAUUUCCUUCCAACUCGGUGCAUUUAUCCCUGGGUACCCAAUCCAGCCUGUAAUUGUACGCUAUCCUCAUGUGCACUUCGAUCAAUCUUGGGGUAAUGUUUCUUUGGCUAAGCUUAUGUUUAGGAUGUUCACCCAGUUCCACAACUUCUUCGAGGUAGAAUAUCUUCCUGCCAUUUCACCCCUGCAUGAUAAGGAAACUGCGGUACAUUUUCGUGAAAGGGUUAGCCGUGCUAUGGCAGCUGCAAUGAAUACUGUCCAAACUGGACAUUCAUAUGGAGACAUAAUGCUUCAUAUGAAAGCUCAAGAAGCAAAACAGGAGAACCCCUCAAGUUAUAUGGUUGAAAUGGCCAAGGUGGAAUCAUUAUUUCAUAUCAGCAGCUCGGAAGCUGUGGACUUUCUGGACAAAUUCUUGGCUAUGAAUCCUGAUCCAAGUGGUCGUGUUCAAUAUCGUGACUUUUUGAGGGUUUUAAGAAUUAAGGCUUGCCCUCUAUCUCGAAAGGUAUUUGUAUUCAUUGAUGUGGAGAAGAGUGGGACGAUUACAUUCAGACAGUUCUUGUUUGGAUCUGCGCAUGUCAUGAAGCAGCCAGGGUUCCGUCAAGCCUGUGAAGUUGCGUUUGCAGAGUGUGGUGGUGCAGUAAAGCCCUACAUUGUUGAACAAGAAUUACGAGAUUUUGUCCAAUCUGCUAUCCCGAGCUGGAAUGAGGAUGAGGUCCAUGAUUUUUUCAUGUUAUUUGAUAAAGAUAACGACGGGAAAAUUGACAAGGAUGAAUUUCUUUCAUGCCUCAGUAGAAAUCCUCUUCUGAUAGCUUUCUUUACACCUCAACCACAGCACAAGGAAACCGGUUGUAAUGGAGUGUUAGACAUAGUGUGAUGGGUGGAUCUUACAUGGGUGGAUCUUACAUUUGAUUAAAAUAUGUGGCUUUUUAGGAUGAGUACAAAGAAAGGAAAAGGGUAAGUAUAGGAUGCAGAGGCCUCUAUUUUUCUUACUCUUAUUUAUUUUGUACCUUGACCUGAUUAAUUACUCGUAAAGCGUAAUUAUUUGGUUAAGAUCUGUGUUGUCCUGCCUUAUUUUGACAAGGCAGUUACACAACUAGAUUUCAGUUGAAUUCUAGGUGUUGUGAUCACAUUGAUCCGACAUGAGUUUUGGUUCAGGGACCAUAAUGACAUUUUGGGUCAAUGUAGUUUUGUGCUAGGUUUGAUUUGAACCACCGUGUCUUUCGUUUGUACCAGUGUAUUUUUCAUAGAUAUCAACAUGACGAUGACGAUAUUAAUGUAAUUGGUCCUGGGUUUUUUUGAGAAGGUGGAAUCUUGUGAAGGAAUGAUUUGCAGUGUUAGAAAUUCUUGGAUUAA
This is a messenger RNA of Lotus japonicus, 2340 nucleotides long. Its product is annotated as lysophospholipid acyltransferase LPEAT2. The transcript is spliced from 14 exons. The record is from RefSeq and is a predicted model, not a curated record. Gene Ontology annotation, molecular function: calcium ion binding; lysophosphatidylethanolamine acyltransferase activity. Gene Ontology annotation, biological process: phospholipid metabolic process. Lineage: Eukaryota; Viridiplantae; Streptophyta; Magnoliopsida; Fabales; Fabaceae. Bases 272 to 1861 code for a protein of 529 amino acids.